Saccoglossus kowalevskii is the source of this 6309-nucleotide messenger RNA. Its product is annotated as fatty acid synthase-like. The record is from RefSeq and is a predicted model, not a curated record. Gene Ontology annotation, molecular function: phosphopantetheine binding; fatty acid synthase activity; oxidoreductase activity. Lineage: Eukaryota; Metazoa; Hemichordata; Enteropneusta; Harrimaniidae. Gene Ontology annotation, biological process: fatty acid biosynthetic process.
AUGGAUGACGUUGUCAUUAGCGGUGUAGGAUGCAGGUUGCCAGAAUCUGAUAACUUGGAGGAAUUCUGGCAACAUCUCAUCAACAAAGAUGACAUGGUAACAGAAGAUAACAGAAGAUGGGAACCAGGUCUCCAUGGCUUACCAAGGAAAAGUGGCAAAAUUAAAGAUCUAAGUAGAUUUGAUGCUUCCUUCUUUGGUGUUCAUCCAAAACAAGCAAACACUAUGGAUCCGCAGCUAAGAAUAUUCAUGGAGUUAACUUAUGAAGCAAUAGUAGAUGCAGGUAUUGACCCCCAAAUAAUGAGAGGCACCAAUACUGGUGUAUUUGUUGGUGCUAACGGCUCGGAGACAUUUGAAGCACUCGCCGGUGACGCCGAUACAUUACUUGGUUACAGCAUGACUGGUUGUUGUCCCGCUAUGUUUGCUAAUAGAAUAUCCUAUUUCUUUGACUUCAAGGGGCCAAGUUAUCUGCUAAAUACAGCCUGCUCAUCCAGUUUACUUGCAAUGGAACAUGCAUUGAGAGCUAUCCGCAGUGGUCAGUGUGAUGCCGCCAUUGUAGCUGGUCUUAAUAUAAAUGUCAAACCCAAUACAUCAGUGCAGUUUAUGAAGCUUGGUAUGCUGUCCCCCGAGGGACAGUGCAAGUCAUUUGAUAUACAAGGUAAUGGCUAUUGUAGAUCUGAAGGUUGUGUUGCAAUCCUAAUGAUGAGGUCCUCUAAUGCUAAGAGAGUAUAUUCAACUGUUAUCCACGGUGGAACUAACAGUGACGGCUAUAAAGAACAAGGUGUUACGUUUCCGUCUGGAAUUGAACAGAAAAAACUCAUACACAGAGUUUACAAAGAAGCAGGCAUUGAUCCCAAAGAUGUUGUUUACGUUGAAGCUCAUGGAACGGGUACAAAGGUCGGUGACCCACAAGAAAUCAAUGCUAUUGUUGAUGUCUUUGGUAAAAAUAGAAACAAAGACAACCCUCUACUUGUUGGUUCUGUUAAAUCAAACAUGGGUCACCCGGAACCCACUGCUGGGGUUGCUGCUGUUGCCAAAAUAAUUCUAGCCAUGGAAAAAGGAAUCAUUCCACCAAAUCUGCAUUUCCAUGAUGCCAGUCUUGAUAUUCCGGGACUUCAUGAUGGUAGACUCAAGUACAUAUUUUCUGGCAUGGGUACGCAGUGGCAAGGCAUGGGUAAAGACUUGAUGAAACUAAACACUUUUAAGAAAUCCAUCUUGAAAUGUACAGAGGCAUUAAAAGACACAGACAUCAAUGUGUACGACACGAUAAUGGACAGUGAUGAAAAUACCUAUGAAAACGUGAUCAAGUCAUUUGUAGGACUUGUAUCGAUUCAGAUUGGUUUGGUAGACCUCUUAAAGUCCAUGGGUGUGGAACCUGAUGGUAUUAUUGGACAUUCAGUUGGUGAGUUAGGUUGUGGUUAUGCUGAUGGCUGCCUUACAGCUGAAGAGACUGUUCUUGCUGCUUACUGGAGAGGCAAGUGUGUGAUUGAUGCUGAACUACCUGCUGGUGGCAUGGCUGCUGUUGGUUUGUCAUGGGAAGAAGCUAAAUUGAUGUGUCCCGAUGACGUGGUUGCUGCAUGUCAUAAUGCAGAAGACACUAUCACAAUAUCAGGACCAAAAGCUAAAGUUGCUGACUUUGUUAGUGAUCUGAAACAGCGAGGCAUAUUUGCUAAAGAAGUAAACAGUUCCAAUGUUGCCUUCCACUCCUACUACAUGGCCCAGAUUGCACCAAAUCUGAAAAAUGCUUUAACAAAGAUUAUCAAAUACCCUCGUCGGAGAUCACCACGAUGGAUCAGUUCCUCCAUUUUGCAAGACAACUGGAACACCAAACUAGCCAUGUAUAGCUCAGCUGACUACCAUGUAAAUAAUCUGGUCAAUCCUGUGCUAUUUCAAGAAGCCUUGUCUCAUGUACCAUAUAAUGCUAUCACAAUUGAAGUCUCUCCUCAUUGCCUGCUGCAAGCCAUUCUGAAACGCUCUCUCAGUUCAAACUGUGCCUUUAUUGGACUAAUGAAACGCAACUGUCCAAACAAUCUUGAAUUCUUCUUGUCUAACACUGGGAAAUGUUACCUCAAUGGAAUGACAUUAAACAUCAACAAACUAUUCCCAGACGUACAGUAUCCAGUAAUGAGAAAUACGCCAUCCAUCGCUCCAUUGAUCCAUUGGGAUCACACACAGCAAUGGUAUGUCCCUAAAGCCAAAGAUUUCUCCACGGGAAGUGGGCAGAGUAAUGCAGUGGUCUCGUAUAUUAUUGAUGUAUCACCAUCAUCAGAAGACCAUUAUCUGCGUGAUCACUGCAUUGAUGGCAGAGUGUUAUACCCAGCCACGGGAUACCUUCUUCUUGCAUGGAAAACUCUGGCUAAAAUACGUGGGUUACCAUACCAACAAAUUCCGGUGGUCUUUGAAGAUGUCACCAUACAUAGAGCUACAGUUUUGCCAAGUCAAGGGAAUGUGACUCUAGAAGUGUGUCUAGCACCAACUACAGGACUAUUUGAAGUUUCUGAAAGUCAUCAGUUACGUGCAUCUGGCAAAGUAGAAAUCCCUGAUGAACCAUUGCAACUCCUUGAUGUUUUGGAGGACGAAGAAGGAAGUACAGUAGACACUGAAUUAUUGGAGCUACCUGGAAGUGAUGUAUAUAAAGAACUCAGACUCCGAGGAUAUGAUUAUGGAGCAACUUUCCAAGGAAUAGUCCGAGCUGGCAAUUCUGGCAACCAUGGAUGGCUUACAUGGAAUGGUAACUGGAUAUCGUUUACUGACACAAUGUUACAAAUGCAGAUGUUACGACGGCCUGGCAGGAGCCUUAGAUUACCAACAAGAAUUAGAUCAAUCCGAAUAGAUCCUGUUGAACAUCUCAAGAGGGUGACCUGCGAGCAGGGUGGAAAAACUGAGGUGAAGUUUACUGUUGGUACAUACACUGAUAGAUGCAUUGCUGGUGGUAUAGAGAUAUGUGGUCUACAUGCUACUGUGGCCCCUGUGCGUCAACUACAGCAAACUCCGACACACUUUGGGCGUUAUAUAUUCGUACCAUAUGAUGAACGAAUUGUGGGCGAUGAUCUGAAAUUGGUGAAUUACCAACAGGUCUGUGAAAAGUACGCCCUAGAUCUGUUAUGUCAUUUCAAGGAAACGUGUCAAUAUCAACAGAAGAUGUUAAACAGUACAAAGUUAAGAAUGGUAGUCAAUGACGAUGUAAAGAAAUACAUGAAUGAUCCAGAGUGUGGUCUGAUCAAAAUCAUUCAUGCAAUCUACAAUCUGGAGGUGAGUGCAUCAUUCACUAAAGACGUACAGAGUGUAUUGAGUCUCAACUCUGAUCUGAUGCAGAAUGAUAAGUUACUGAGCGUUCUAACUAGUGGAAGAUAUCUAAAAUAUUGUCUUGAUGUGGUGAUGGAGAACACACCAAGUAUGAAAAUGAAGAUUGUGGAAGUUGGAGUUGGAGUUAGGGGAAGUGGCUUGUACAGCAAAGUGAUUCCAAUAUUGAAUUCUUCACAACCAAUGCUACAGCUAAAAUAUAUCUUAAGUGAUCAAACUGGAGAGGUCAUGUCAUUGAAAGGGGAGGAGUUUGCUGUCACAAUGACAAAAUGGGAUCUUUCUGAAUCACCACCUGGUGAUGUCAAUUCAUUAGAUCUUGUUAUUGCAGAGGGCCUUGCCAGAGUGUCAAACAUUCCCUCAGCUCUGAGUAACAUAUCAUCGGCUUUGAUAGAAGGUGGGUUUCUGCUGCUACAUGAAAGAACCAUAAACUUCACAGUACCUGCAGUCUUCGAGUUAAUAUCACAAGAUAUGUCUAAUGACACUUACUUGGAGAAACAGUAUGAAAUGUUUCUCAGUGAAGACCAAUGGGCGACAGUUUUAGAGUCAGCCAACUUUGAAAUUGUUUCUCAAAAGUCUGAUGGUUUGCAGUCAACACUGUUUCUGUGUCGAAAACGUGUUUCAUUUAAUGAGAAGUCCUUCAUUUUGUCAGUGAAUGGUGCUAACUUUGAAUGGGUAGAUAGUUUGAACAAGGCAAUCUCAAAUUAUCAAAGGAAGCCUAUGAAAGAGAAAAUCUGGUUGCUGGUGAAUGGUGCAGUGGAUUCUGGCAUUGUUGGUAUGUUGAACUGUUUAAAGCUGGAACCAGAUGGAGAUAGAUUUAGAUGCAUAUUCAAUGCUAGUCUGGAGAAUGACGCCAAACUACUAGAUCUGGAGAACAAAACAUUGAAAAAAAUAAUGCAACAAGACUUAGUGAUGAAUAUUUACCGUGAUGGCGAAUGGGGAUCAUUUCACAAUGUGCCAUUCAGCGCUUCCACUAAAUCCAGCACUUUACUCACACCACACGCAUAUGUUAACAUAUUGACACGUGGUGAUCUCAGUACACUGAAAUGGAUCGCAUCACCUUUGAAAUAUGCAACCCCAGAAUUCAUUGGUCAGAGCAAGGAGAUUUGUAAUGUUUAUUACGCAUCUCUUAAUUUCCGAGACAUCAUGUUGGCCACUGGUAAACUACCUCCUGAUGCUCUACCAGUUAAUAUUGCUUCUUACGAUUGUGUAUUGGGAAUGGAAUUCUCUGGUCGUAACAGUACAGGCCAGCGUGUGAUGGGACUGGUACCUGCUAAAGGUCUAGCAACCACAGUGAGUGUUGAUAAAAACUUCACCUGGGCUAUACCGCAGUCAUGGACUAUGGAGGAGGCUGCCUCAGUUCCUGUUGUCUAUGCGACCGUAUACUAUGCACUGAUUGUCCGGGGGCAGCUGAGAAAGGGAGAAAGUGUUCUGAUACAUUGCGGUUCAGGUGGUGUUGGACAAGCUGCCAUCUCUGUGGCCCUACAUCAGGGGUGUCAAGUAUUUACAACAGUUGGUUCUCAUGAAAAGAAAGAUUACAUAAUGAAAAGAUUCCCAGAAAUGAAUGAUGAACAUUUCGGUAAUUCAAGGGAUUCCACUUUUGAGCAGAAGAUUCUGAUAGCCACUAAGGGAAAGGGUGUUAACGUUGUUUUAAACUCCCUGGCUGAACAGAAGUUACAGGCGAGCACCAGGUUACUUGCGCGACACGGACGAUUCCUGGAAAUUGGCAAAUAUGACCUUUCCAAUAAUUCACCACUGGGUAUGUCUCUGUUUUUGCGUAAUGUAACAUUCCAUGGUAUCUUGCUGGAGGCCCUGUUUGAAGUUGACAACCCGGACUGGCAGUCGGUUUUUGAUUUAGUUUCUCAGGGAAUAGAAUCCGGAGCUGUACAACCACUGAAAACAACAGUAUUUACACAUGAUAAUGUUGAGGGCGCUUUUCGACUCAUGGCACAGGGUAAACAUAUUGGUAAAGUGUUAAUCCAGGUUCGCAGUGAAGAAUCUGGUUUUGUAACUAUGCCCAUCCCUGUACAAAUCCCUGCAAUAUCACGUAGUGUGUGUCAUCCCAAAAAAACUUACAUUAUAACCGGUGGUCUUGGAGGGUUUGGUUUAGAGUUGGCUAACUGGCUAGUUGAGAGAGGGGCACUUCACCUUGUUCUGACGUCUAGAUCAGGUAUUCGCAAUGGCUAUCAGAGUCGGCGUGUGAAACAAUGGCGCGACCUUGGAGUCCAGGUCACAAUCUCGACUGUAGACAUAACUGAACAAGCUGGAGCUGAGAAACUAAUAGAAGACUCCAGCCAAAUUGCACCCGUUGGAGGGCUAUUUCAUCUUGCAAUGGUUUUAAAAGAUGGCUUAUUUGAAAACCAGACUCCUGAGACAUUCCAAUCAGUCUAUGCUGCCAAGUAUGUUGGUGCAUGCAAUCUGGACCAAGCUACUCGCAAGCUCUGUGCUGAAAGUAUGGACUGGUUUGUUGUGUAUUCUUCCAUUGUGAGUGGACGUGGCAACGUCGGACAGACUAAUUAUGGAUUUGCAAACUCCGCCAUUGAAAGAGUAUGUGAAAAGAGAUAUUAUGAGGGAUAUCCAGCAUUGGCCAUACAAUGGGGUGCUAUCGACGAUGUUGGUAUUGUGCCAGAAACAAUGGGCUACAAUAUUUCAGUAGUUGGGGGUACAGUGCCUCAGAAAGUUGCCUCCUAUCUGUCUACUCUAGAUACUUUCCUUGCUCAACAACACCCAGUGGUGUCAAGCUAUGUACUGCCAGAUGCAUCAAAUUAUGUCAUGUCUGAAGAGGCGCCUACCAAACGUCGCACCUUGGUGGAUUCCAUUGCACAUAUUUUAGGUGUUGAUGAUCCAUCCACUCUGAAUUCUACUACAACUCUGGGUGAUCUGGGACUGGACUCGUUGAUGGGUGUUGAAAUUCGGCAGACUUUGGAACGAGACUACAAUAUUGUCAUGACUAUGCAUGACAUCCGACAACUCUCAAUGAAUAAAUUAAAAUCGAGCUGCAAAGAUAAAUGA